Molecule: messenger RNA, 2153 nt
Organism: Astrephomene gubernaculifera
Lineage: Eukaryota; Viridiplantae; Chlorophyta; Chlorophyceae; Chlamydomonadales; Astrephomenaceae
Source: the annotation of a GenBank genome assembly
CCUUCCAGUGUGCACAGCCUAACAGGGAUGACUGACGUAUUAGCCCAAACAGAACUUGCCAUGCAUCUGUAAAAUGAAAUAAUGCUGAAGUGCUUUCUCUUCUAGUGCAGGCCCGUGCUUGUUACAUAAGUUACAAUAGCAAUUCUGAUAAUGAUGUAGGAGGAAAUCAAGACUUCAAAAGACGUUUUCUCGACGAUUGGUUUCGGUUGAUUUGGGUCUUGGCCUGGCGUAGUGUUCGAGGCGGAGCAAUUAUGCGUUCAUCUUUAGCGACUGACUUUACGCAGUGUGCCUAGGCGUGUGCUCUGGGGUCCUAACUGUCGUUAAGUAUAGCACGGUCAUUAUGACACCUACAAUGCGUGUGUGGCUACCAGAGUUCUAAUUCACGCUAAAGCAGCACAGUCAAAGUUCGAAAGAAGCAGAAUACUUGGUUCCGGCCACAGCGGCUGCCUCGGUAACUGGACCCUUCGAUCAGCAAAGCGUCCUGCUGUCAGUCAUGAUUCGGCAAAAUUGGAGGCCGCCUGGGGAAGGCGAGGUGGAGCUAGCAGACAUACAGCUCUCUGACCGGCAAGCUUUUGAUACUAGUGGGGCCAGCAGCUAUGGGGGAGCAGGCCCUGGCAGCCACUGGGGUGCCGCUGUGGGACGCGUUAGCACACCUCGCAAUUCGGGCGCAACUCCCGUACGCAGUAAUGGUGGUUUCGGAGCGGUUGUUGGCGGGGGCGCUGGAGUUGGCGGUAGCAGCAAUGCGCCGUACGAAAGCAUUCCGACGGGCGCAACGAGUGGUACGGCAGAUUGGUACGACAACGGUCGUACGGGAGCCGAUCAGCAUCACAACCACGACGAGUACCACCAGCAUCAGUAUCAGGGGCAAGGUGUUGAAGAUUUAGUGGCGGCACGGUUGCUUGGGCCUCGGGGGCUAGCUUCUUCAUCGUACAAGGUUGGAGGCGGCGGCGGUGGAGGCGGUGGGGGAGGUGGACCCAUGGGUCGGCUGGCUGAGCGACUGGCUGCUCGCUGGAAGGUGGUGCUGCUGGCGUGGAUCGCCGUGGCGGUGGUGGGCAUAGUCAUCGUCGUACCGGUCUCAGUCCUGGCGGGGGGCAAAGUAAUAGCAACACAGUCCACCGUCCCACCGCCGCAGCGGGCGCCGCCAUCUCCCGCGCCACCGGCACCCCUACUCGCACCACAGCUGCCGCCGGUGCCUGCGCUGCAAAGUACGCCGCCGCCGGUGUCUCCCUCUCCGCUGCCACUGACGCCGCCACAACCGCCGUCUCCAUCGCCGCCGCCACCACCGCCGGCGUCCCUGCGGGCGCUGUGCAGCCAUAACUCCUCUGCCCUGCCCGCCGACCCCCGCGCCCUGCCUGUCCGUUACGACCUGCACCUCUCACUACCCGACGGAGCCUUCACCACCGCCGGCACUGUCGCCCCCAACGGCAUCAUCCUCGUCGCGCCACUGCCGUACAACACGACGACAACAACAGCGCAGCCGGCGGUGACUGUUAUGUCGUACGGCGCCGUCGCGUCGCUGCUGCUGAACAUUACGGCCGAUACGUCGUGUCUGGUACUCCAAGCGGCGGAGCUCAGUGUGAGCCGAGUGGAGCUGGCGGUAGUGACGGCGGCGGCGGCGGUUCCAAGUCCUGGUCCUGCUGGCGGUGUCGGCGGUGAUGGUAAUGCUACUGCAAGUGGAAACGACAGCAGCAGCAGUGGCAGCAGCAAUAGCACGGGAACACAUGGGAGGCGGCGGCGGCGGCGGCUGACGGAUGCGGAAGGGUCCGCAGCGGCGGCGGCACCACCAGCGGUGUUGUCGGUCUCCCCGUUGGGAGAGGCGGCAGGUGCAGCCUUGUGCGUUUGCGGAUGCGAGGGAGCAGGGAGCUGCGCUGGCGUUUGGACAACAGCAACCGAGGAAACUGUCGUUCUCAACCUGAGCCCGCUUGUGUUGUCAGCUGGCAGUCAGGUGCAGCUCAAGCUGUCGUACACGGGACCGAUCCGGCCCACAUCAGACGGUUUUGGAUUGUUCGUGUCAGACCCAUGGGUCGCCGACACGUCGUCCGACACCACCGACACGCCGGCAAGCGCAGCGGCUGACGUGUUGCUGACGACACAACUGGAGGGACGCGGAGCGCGCUACUUGUUACCUUGCUUUGAUGGCCCGUCUUACAAGG